AUGGAACAGCUCGGGCUGGGGCAGUAUGCCGACUGGGAGCUCAAUCUAGAUAUUGAUAUGCCUGAAGGGGCCUUGCUAAUGAAGGGCGCCGAUCCCGUGUUGGCCGAUAUCCUCGAGUCGGACCGCGUACUUUUCGCCGGAAUUGACGACCUCGACUUGCCACUUGAUGAGGACGAUUUUUGCAAUGGGCUAAUUAAAGAAAUUGAUGGCAUGGAGCAAGAGCACCAAGACGAUGAGCACAGCUACGCAGCGUCAGCUUUCUCCCCCGGUGGAUCGGAUCGUGGCAGCUCACUCGGAAGUGCCUGCGCGUCAUCCCCAUCAUCAGAUUCCUCUGCCUCCUACAAUGUCGACUACCUUCAGAUGAGCGCCAAUGAGGCAUUACAAUAUGAGGACGCCUCCGCCCUAGACAACUACUACGAGCCACAACCCCGUAAAACGAUACCAGCAAGCAACACAACCCGGCCAAUCCUUCAACAACACAAAACCGGCCAGCCAGGAGUCAUGCGAUACAGACCAAUCGGCCGACCCGGUGCAGCCAGCAGUCUCGUAACCCCUGCCACUUCAUCGGGCGCUGGAACGACAAAACUUACCCCAGCAGUCGGCGAGAGAACGCGGAAGUACCCGCCGCUCGUGCUCACCGAGGAGGAGAAGCGCCUAUGCAAGAAGGAGGGCAUCACACUCCCCGAACACUAUCCACUCACCAAGGCCGAAGAGCGCGACCUCAAGAAGAUCCGCCGAAAAAUCCGGAACAAGCGCAGUGCCCAGACGAGCCGCAAGCGCAAACAGGACUACAUCGAACAGCUUGAAGACCGCGUCAACGACUGCACCCAGGAGAACAACGACCUGAAACAAGAGGUUGAGCGCCUUCGCCACGAGAAUGUGUACGUGCGCACGCAGCUGCGCAAGCUUCAAGCCGCCUUCGCCGCGUCGACGAAGCGCUCGACGCAAGCCGGCACAUGCCUCGCCGUUCUUGUCCUCUCCCUCUGCCUGCUGGUGGCCCCAAACCUGAACCCCUUCCUGAAGCAGCUGCAGAACAACUCGGAAAGCGAAGAGGCGGCUAAGGCAGCCGGAGUGCUGCCCGCCAAGGCCCAUGCUGGCCAAGACGCCGUUGCUGCUCGCGCCGGAUUCCCACCACGAGCACCACUCACUGGUUCGUUUUGUAUUUUA
Molecule: messenger RNA, 1167 nt
Organism: Mesorhabditis spiculigera
Lineage: Eukaryota; Metazoa; Nematoda; Chromadorea; Rhabditida; Rhabditidae
Source: the annotation of a GenBank genome assembly